This is a messenger RNA of Rhodofomes roseus, 819 nucleotides long. RefSeq lists its product as uncharacterized. NCBI's taxonomy places the organism in Eukaryota, Fungi, Basidiomycota, Agaricomycetes, Polyporales, Fomitopsidaceae. The coding region runs from base 395 to 631 and encodes 78 amino acids. The record is from RefSeq and is a predicted model, not a curated record. The transcript has 3 exons.
CGCGACCCGUCGCUGCAGACCCCAUGUUCAUCUUCCUUCGUGCAGCCGUAAAUACACUGACAAGGCUAUCAAACCCUCGAGUGGCCGGCACAGGCCACCGGAACUUGGGGGUAGUUCUGCAAGCUGCCCAUCGCCUGUCUGCGAGGGCCAUCGCGAUGGUUUGGAACCGACAGUAAGUUUGUCCAAUCACCGACAAUGACAAGAGGCCUGAUACCGGCGUUGCAGCGUGCUCCGGCUACCUGCCGUCCCUGCCACCGUGCAAACGCUUGCUCCUCAGGCGCCCAAUCCUACAGUAACGCCUCCUGCCGAGGGUGAGAGGGACCUGCUAGGUUACGAUGAACACCUUCACCCCUUCAUUCCUCCUCCGCCCUUCAUCCCUUCACUCAAGGACCAUAUGCGGAACCUCUGGAGUUGGUGGCUACCGACGCAGGCAACAACAUGGCCUGCGGUGCAGCCUUUCGUCAGCUGCAUGGCUCGACGCCCCGCGCGAUCCAUCUUAUGGGGGAAAUGCUCCCUGCUAUACCCCGAUUUCUACUUCUCCCUUUCCCUGACGAAGUUGAAGCCCCGGACAUCGCGCUGGGGCCGCCUCCACGGCAGCAGCGCGUUCGCCGCAAUGUGCCAUUACGAGUAGACCUCGAUCGUAAUGGCAGCGGUGAUGCGGACCGGACGCCUCAUCUUGCCGGGAUUCCAUCCGCUUCCCCGCAGGAACCUCACGAGCAGCUGGGCUUGUCCGAUGGCCACUGGGUCACGCCCCACGCCGAACUCGGAAGCUUCGAUGUGAGGGUCGAACCGUUCCCUCGUGUGGCGGACACCUCCAAC